Polyodon spathula (Mississippi paddlefish) is the source of this 1539-nucleotide messenger RNA. RefSeq lists its product as uncharacterized. The record is from RefSeq and is a predicted model, not a curated record. Bases 546 to 1163 code for a protein of 205 amino acids. Gene Ontology annotation, cellular component: endoplasmic reticulum. NCBI's taxonomy places the organism in Eukaryota, Metazoa, Chordata, Actinopteri, Acipenseriformes, Polyodontidae. The transcript is spliced from 3 exons. Gene Ontology annotation, molecular function: protein-folding chaperone binding; misfolded protein binding.
ACACUAUUCCACGCAGUCAGCUUCCCAAGAUGCACUUAAAGUUAUAAGGGUUUCCAAUACUCUAGAAUCACACUACUUAUAACCUUGUUUUACGAUCUUCUUCUAGGGCACAGGUAGUGUGUUCGCUGCAUUUCAGUUGAGAACACCUUAAAACCUGCCUGCAAACUAUCUCGAGGAGCUAGAUUUGUUGGCAUUGAAACGAUCCUGCAGUCAGUAUAGUACAGCACUGCCCUCGGUACUGACCACAGGUAUCCCCAGUUAGUACGCGACUGUUAGUUCAUUGCAAUUGACCAAAGGAGUCUAGUUCUAAGUGACUCCUGAGAUAGACUAAUGCAACCGAGCUGCCUGGAAAUACACACAUGAAACCCAUCAAAUAAUUCAUUUUUAACGUAUAACAAUGUAGAAAUAAUUUGUUCACUCUCCAAUGUGCACGCCGAAACCGCUGCACGUCCUUUUAUUCACAGACUGCAGUGGAAAGUAUUUGCUUUUUUCUUUCGGAUACGCCGAGUCAAUCCGCCUGAGCUAGCAAAAAGCAACACUCAGGAAUGGGCACUGUUUUGAGAUUUCGGCUGGUCACAGUGCUCAGCUUGAUAAUGCUAGUGGAAUUGAUUGUGACCACACGGGAUUACUACGACGUUCUGGGAGUUUCACCGUCUGCUACCGACAGACAGAUCAGAAAGGCUUUCCACAGACUUGCUAUGAAGUACCAUCCCGAUAAAAACAAGAGCUCAGAAGCCGAGAUUCAAUUCAGAGAAAUUGCUGAAGCAUAUGAAGUGCUCUCUAAUGAAGAAAAAAGAAGAGAAUAUGACCAAUUAGGGCAACAGGCUUUUGAUGAGGAGGGGAAUGACUUUGCCCAACCCUUUUUCACCUUUAGUUUUGAUGACUUCUUUCAGGAUUUUGAGAUAGACACUGACAACAUGUUCUGGGAUAGCGCAGACACGAAUGAGGAAUUCCAGAACCAUCACUUUCAGGAGCAUGGCUAUGACAGACAUGACUUUUUUGAUGGGGACAGUUUUUUUGGGGGGAAUGAGUUUGAAGAGUCGGAUAUGGAACUAGGAGAGGGCAGCUUUAAAAGCAGUGUUGAAGGGGGGAGGUUUUGCAGGAGAGUUACACAAAUUGAUGAGGGUAUAGUUAAAACCUUUACAGAAUGUGAUGAUUAUUAGGAAAUUGAUUGAAGACUGAGGAUUUAUAUAGCUAUUUUUCAAUGCAUUGAAAACAUAAUAAAUUAUAUUUAUUUCUAAAUAUGGACUCCUUUAUCACUCCAUGUGGAACUUUUUGUUUACAUUUGAUAUUUCAUCUAGUACUUUUUACCAUAUUUGUAACAAAUGAUUCAGUACCUUUUUAAUUAGCAGUACCACAUGAAAUCUCUUGUCGCCAUGGAAAUGCAGUAAUUAACUAGCUUCACUGCAGCAUAGCACUGAAACUCCCUACUUUUAAAUAGUAAUGUCUGUGUGCUGUUCAUGUUCUGCCUCUGUGGUAUUUUAAAGAUAUUUGUAAAAAAUAAAAUGAAGAAAAAAGUUAUUUUCCAACUUCCUGCUA